UCAAUAGAAUCACCUGUUUCUUGUCUUGGACAACAAGCCUCACCAACUCUCAUUCAAGAAAUUAUAAUCCAUUAUUAUUAUUAUUCAAUUAAGGCAUGAUGUACUUGAGUCAAACUUCAUACACUUCUCUCCCACAAAGUCAGAUUCCCUUCCAUUCACAAUUUCACACGCUCCUCACCUUCCUUACAAUAGAGAGAAUAUCUCUGGUAACUUUGAACAUAUGUUUAUUAUUCAAACCAUUUUGUUCUCAUUCUCAUCAAAUAAUAGAAUAUUUACAUAAUUAAAUCCCAACAAAUAGUUCAGUAUUCCAUAAAAACUAUUAUUUUAUAUCUACGAUUUGUGUACAUUGUACUGCUUGUGGAGAGUAGGAAAAGCCAUACCCUGAUAGGCUGAUACCCCCUCACCCUACCCCCCAUUCUCAGCAUCUCUGCUCAUCUAAAGAGGUAAAAGGCGAGUAAAUCCCAAUCCUUGCAGCAAAAAGCAGCAGAAAUCAAAGAGCCAAACACAACCCAUUUGAUUCUUUCCCUCAGUUUAACCCAAAACCCACAAAAAUCUGCCAUGAUUUGAUUUAUCAACACCACCCCAAAUGGGUUAUGCCUCAAAACCCUUUUCCUUUUUCCUUUUCUCGCUGAUUUUCUGCACAAAUCUUGAGCUCAUCCCACUUGCUGAAUCUGCCUCCGACUACACAGCCUUGGUCUACAAGGGCUGUGCAAAGCAGUCCUUCACAGAUCCAACUGGUGCUUACUCCCAGGCCAUCUCAGCUCUCUAUGGCUCCCUGGUUUCGCAGUCCACCAAGGCCAGGUUUUCCAAGACCACCUCCGGGAGUGGCCAAACCACCAUUUCUGGUCUCUUCCAAUGCAGAGGGGACCUCACCAAUUCUGAGUGCUACACCUGUGUGAGCAAACUGCCCCAACUGGCUGAAAGCCUGUGUGGGAAAACCAUAGCCGCGAGAGUCCAGCUCCUUGGCUGCUACAUUCUCUAUGAGGUUUCUGGGUUUGCUCAGAUUUCAGGCAUGGAGUUGCUCUACAAGACCUGUGGGGCAACAAACGUGGCCGGAAGUGGGUUUGAGGAGAGGAGGGACACUGCGCUUUCGGUGCUGGAAAACGGCGUCGUUAGCGGCCACGGGUUCUACACCACGAGCUAUCAAGCCAUGUAUGUGUUGGGCCAGUGUGAGGGGGAUUUGGGUGACUCCGAUUGUGGAGAGUGUACGAAAACCGCCGUGCAGAAGGCUCAGGUUGAAUGUGGAAACGCUAUUUCCGGCCAAAUCUAUCUGCAUAAAUGCUUCAUUAGUUACAGUUACUAUCCCAAUGGGGUUCCCACCAGAUCAACUUCAUCCUCCUCCUCCUCCUCUUCAUCUUCUUCAUCUUCAUCAGGGGGUACUACGGGAAAGACAGUGGCUAUAAUAUUAGGAGGGGCAGCUGGAGUGGGGUUUCUAGUAAUUUGCCUACUGUUUGCUAGAAGUUUGCUGAAGAAACAUGAUGAUUUUUGAGUUGGGGUUGUUCUAAAAAGAGGCAAAAGUUUUUCUGAGGUAGAGUUUUUUCUACAAAUAUUAUUUUUUGUUUUUAGGUAAAAAGGAGAUGGGUUUUUGUGGUGAAUAUGAGUGGCAAAGAAAGAGAGAGAGAGAGAGAGAGAGAGAGAGAAAGAUAAAGAAGGUUUAUAUGUUGGGGAUUAAUAUUCUUAGUUCUUACAGUUAGUAAGAAUUUUUUUGAAGAAGGGGAAGCAAUUAGGGCAUGAAAAGUAAGAAAAAUUUUUUCACAAAAAGUGAAAUGGGUUGGAAUGAAUGUUUGUCAUUAUGGGUGGAAAGAACAAAAAAUUCAGUGGGAGUGUGGAGGAUGAAUGGGGAUUUAGGCAUGGGUCCAUGUGGGUGUUUCUUUGUUUUCCCUCUUCUCUAGAUUAAUGCAUCUCUAUUUUCUUACACACUUUAUGCU
Messenger RNA from Corylus avellana, 1928 nucleotides. RefSeq names its product plasmodesmata-located protein 2 (gene PDLP2). The record is from RefSeq and is a predicted model, not a curated record. NCBI's taxonomy places the organism in Eukaryota, Viridiplantae, Streptophyta, Magnoliopsida, Fagales, Betulaceae. Gene Ontology annotation, cellular component: plasmodesma. Gene Ontology annotation, biological process: plasmodesmata-mediated intercellular transport; transport of virus in multicellular host.